AAACACAGCGCGCACCUUUGAAGCAGACGACCAGAAAUAAGCCAAGCAGACGACAUAUUUCUGAUUUAUCUGAAUUUACAGCUUUAUCAAGACAGUACCGACAUUUCACGUUCACUUGUCGCGAGCGAACAUGAGGCAGUCGAUGCUGUUAGUCGUGUUGAGUGUGCUGACUAUUGUCAGGGGGAGUCUUCAGUCCCAGUGUAUUCAGGGUAUAAACUGUCAACUACCAAACUGCUUCUGCAGUACGUCGCGACUAAAUAUGGACUUGGAGGAGAUUCCUCAAAUUGUGUACUUUGGGUUUGAUGACGCUUUGAAUGUGGAAAUGGCCAGUCACUACCGACGCCUGUUUUCACCCGACAGAAAGAACCCCAACGGAUGUCCAAUAACUAUGAGUCUGUACGUCCAAGAUCAAUACACGGACUACCGAUUGGUGCAUGAGUUUUACAACAAGGGGAUGGAGAUCGGAGUCCACAGUGUCACACACACCUCAAUCAGCACUGGGGACAAACUCAGGUACGAGGCGGGUCAGCAGAGAAAGAACCUGGCCACCCUAGGACGAAUUCCAAUUGAAGACAUCGUCGGAUGGCGUAGCCCCAAUCUGAAGACAGCUGGGGAUGUACAACCAGAUAUUCUUAAGUCUUUGGGCUACACUUAUGACAUAUCUUUGACUUACACUCGAAGCAAGUUAGGGAUGGCACGCCCAUGGCCCUACACCCUGGACUAUGGGUAUCCGUUUAGCUGCAUGGUACGCCCGUGUCCCAAACCUGAAUCUCGCCACCCUGGAUUCUGGGAAGUACCCGUCAAUUCUUUAGUGGACUACAAGAACGCCUACGCUUGCGCGUAUGUUGAUGGCUGCUUCAACCGGCCAGAUACAGAGGAAGAUGCUUUUAAAUAUUUAUGGCAAAACUUUUUAGAUUAUUAUAAUAGUUCACGGACACCGUUCGGUUUUAAUAUGCAUGCCGCUUGGUUCUGGUCCGAGCAUAAUCUAAAUGCUAUGAACAGGUUUAUUGAGCAGGUGCGAGAGCUGAAAAAUGUUUAUAUUGUUAGUGUGAAGCAGAUGCUGGACUGGAUGAAGGAACCUACUCCCAUUUCUCAACUACAGACUUUACCUUCAUGGAGAUGUGCCGCAGUGCAUGUGUCAAGCAAUGCCACAGUACCAACUACGUCAGUUUCAACACCAACUACGCCUUCAACAACCACGACUACACCGCCAACAACAUCCACUACGACGACAACUACAACCACAACACCUACUACUACUACUACUACUACUACUACUACUUCUACUACGAUGAAGCCCACUACAAAUAUUCGAUUUCCUUCGACGACAACUCCUAAAGACACCAAAAGCACUAAGUUUAUUACAAAGGUGCAUCCGUCGCAGACAUUUGUGUCAGGCACUCGUCCGACAGAACUUGCACAAUCGUCUCCUCAAGUGUCUCACAAACAUAAGUCAUCAACGCCCAAGCUUUCCUUCCCGACAGCUGUCAGCAAACUAUUGACAACAGCAGCAAAAAACGGGGGAGCGACACGAGUACUGAGCUCAGCACAAAUGCAGUUCCUGCAGUCAACUGCAUCAUCUGGACUCCCAUCUCACUCGCGCUCUUCGUCAUCAUUGCCGUGUAUUCAAGGCUGGAACUGUAGGCUACCUGGCUGUAUGUGCAGAACAACCCACCCGCCAGGGGGUUUAGCGGAGACAGAAACCCCUCAGAUGGUGUAUUUCACUUUCGAUGGCCCAGUCAACGUGAACUCGUACAUGAACCUCGUGCAUCUCUUUGAUUCUGACAGAACGAAUCCCAAUAACUGUUCCAUCUCAGCGACAAUGUUCGUGUCUAAGAGUGGUAACUACAUGACUUACCUCAAACGUCUGGCAGGCAUGGGAAUGGAAGUUGGGCUAAGAGGGGACGACAUGGACGCAUAUCGACGAUCCAACUCGUUAGAGACAGACCUGAACAACGAGAUCAACUAUCUCCAAGCCAAGCUUCCCGUCAGAAACCUCAAAGGGUGGAGAAGCCCCGCUUUGAAACCUCUUGGAGACGCCCAGUUCAAGAUCCUCAAGUCUCAAAACCUCCUGUAUGAUAGCACUCUGUCUCUACCAAACCCUCAGACCAAAGGGGACUUCGCUUGGCCUUACACGCUCGACUUUCGCUGGAGGGAUACAUGUGAUAUUAGUGGCUGUCCCACUGAGGCGUAUCCUGGAUUAUGGGAGGUCCCCAUUGUACCUCUUCUGGACUACACACAACGCUAUCCCUGCACGUACGCUGACGGCUGCAUGUUCAACCCACCAACAGCAGACGAUACCUUCAACUUCUUGUGGCGGAACUUCAAGGAGCAUUACGAUGGCAACCGAGCCCCUUUCGGUGUAACACUGAGACAACAGUGGUUCUCCCACUUCAUCUAUAAACCCAACUUGGCAGGACUCGACAGAUUCAUAAUGACUUUAGUGUCCAUGCAAGAUGUCUAUGUUGUAUCCAUUGAACAGGUUCUGGACUGGAUGAAGAACCCAACUCCGCUGGGGGAACUUGGCACCUUCCUACCAUGGCAGUGCUAGUACAUUGGACUUCAAAUCUAUGUACAUCCCUGUGGUAAAAACAUCAUGUAUAUAGUUUUUUGGAGGGUUCCAGAUAACUGACAAGCAUAUUGUGAUAGAAAUGUGCACUGUGUCAUUUGAAAGUGUUGUUGUAAUUAAAAACAAACAGACGCAUCCAUCGCAGGGAACUUAUUUGAAAACCUAUUGUUUUCAUUUGAAUUAAGUCACGGGAGUCACAUGUUAUUUCUAUGAUAUUUUAACUGUCAUUGAUACACUAAAGAGUAACCAAGCAUUCCAUUACAAAAUGAAUUACUUUUGAUAUUUAUCAUUUAUGUUUGAAACACCAUGCAUUUGUCAUGGUUUCCCCUAACGGCGUAUUUUUAUCAUAUGUCUUUAUUCAUAUUCGAUUAUCAAUGUUUUUGUGAGCUCGUAAUUGGAAAGGUCCCGUGUGAAUCUGUGAUUGUAUACCGAAUUUGUUGUACGAAUGCUAAAGCGAUAAAGACUUGACACAUUGUAAUUGUUGAAUAAGUAUUUAUAGCUAUAUUAUUUAAAUCUAAUAUGUCUUGUCUAUCAUUAUUUAUGUACAGUAAAUUGACUUGCCGGUUUGAUAUAAACUAUUUUUGUGCACUAAUACAUCCAUGAUUAUAUUUAUGUUGCUUUAAUUAUAUAGUCGCUGAAAUAAAAUAUAACAUCCUA
Messenger RNA from Haliotis rufescens (red abalone), 3226 nucleotides. RefSeq lists its product as uncharacterized. Gene Ontology annotation, biological process: carbohydrate metabolic process. NCBI's taxonomy places the organism in Eukaryota, Metazoa, Mollusca, Gastropoda, Lepetellida, Haliotidae. The transcript has a single exon. Bases 131 to 2551 code for a protein of 806 amino acids. The record is from RefSeq and is a predicted model, not a curated record.